Cheilinus undulatus (humphead wrasse) is the source of this 4140-nucleotide messenger RNA. It is a transcript of the gene mul1, whose product is annotated as mitochondrial E3 ubiquitin protein ligase 1b. The coding region runs from base 120 to 1178 and encodes 352 amino acids. The record is from RefSeq and is a predicted model, not a curated record. NCBI's taxonomy places the organism in Eukaryota, Metazoa, Chordata, Actinopteri, Labriformes, Labridae. Gene Ontology annotation, biological process: organelle organization; protein ubiquitination. Gene Ontology annotation, molecular function: ubiquitin-protein transferase activity. The transcript is spliced from 5 exons. Gene Ontology annotation, cellular component: mitochondrion.
CUGACAUCUGCCGGCAGAGAGGUGUACUGCAGCUAACUUCAUUUUGAACCCGGAAGUGUUGCUGUCCUAUUUUGACAGCUGGACGAGUCGAGAUCUAUGGUCGAGUCACAGACUGCAGGAUGGACUCUAGUGGGAAACCUUCGACCGCACAGAUUGUGGUUUUAGCCACCAGCUCUGCUCUGACUGCCCUCUUCUACUCCAUCUACAGGAGCAGAGCGACAACAGUAGCUAGAUUAAAGGAAGCGAAGAAAGUCUCCAUUGACCAGGAUCUGAAAAACAUCCUGUCUGAAACUCCUGGGAGAUGUGUCCCGUAUGCGGUCAUAGAAGGUGUGGUGAGGUCAGUGAAGGAAACUUUGAGCAGCCAGUUUGUUGAUAACUGCAAAGGAGUGAUCGAAAGGCUGACCCUGAAGGAGGAGAAGAUGGUGUGGAAUCGUACCACUCAUCUCUGGAACAACACAGAGAAAGUCAUCCACCAGCGCACAAACACAGUUCCUUUUGCCCUCGGCUCUCAUGAUGAUGACAUCGCCACUACGAUACGAGUGAUUCGCCCACUAGAUGCCACUGAGCUGGACCUAGAAACGACCUAUGAGAACUUCCACCCUACAGUGCAGUCUUUGUCCAACGUCAUCGGACACUUCAUCAGCGGGGAACGACCAAAGGGGAUCCACGAAACGGAGGAGAUGCUGCGUCUAGGAGACAGCGUCACAGGAGUGGGAGAGCUGGUCCUGGAUAACAACCUCAUCAAGCUCCAGCCUCCCAAACAGGGGUUCCAAUACUUUCUCACCCGGCUGGACUACGACGCUCUCCUCAGGAAGCAGGGGAACAGCGUCAGACUGUGGAGGAUUCUCACGGUUAUCUUUGGAGUGGCAGCUUGUUCCAUGAUCAUAUUUAUCCUUUGGAAGCGCUACGUUCAUCACAGACAGAGCAAGAAGGAGAGGAGCAUGCUGGAGGAGUUCAAGGAGAAGCAGAGGAAACGUAUGCGUGAACUGAACAUCGAAGAGAGCAGCGUGUCACCCACCAGCUGCACCGUGUGUCUUAGCCGGGAGCGCUCCUGUGUGUUUUUGGAGUGUGGUCACGUGUGUGCGUGCGCUCAGUGCUACGACGCCCUGCCAGAGCCAAAGAAGUGCCCCAUCUGUAGGAGCAUGAUAGACCGCGUGGUGCCUCUUUACAACAGCUAAAGUCAAAAUCUCAUCCUCGCAUUCAUGUAGAGCUGGAAACAUUUCACUCAGAGCUUUUCAUCUGUGCCUAAAAAGGAACAUUUGUGAGAAUUGUUGCACUUUUUCUUCACCCACUCCUGCUGAUGAAUACUGAGUGUCUGUGCUGAGUCAUGAUACAAUCCCAGCUUCAAUCAGACAUUCAAAUCAAAUUUCAAACCUGCUAAGUAGACCAAAUGAAAGCCUGUCUUUCAUUGUGAGACAGAAAAUUAAAUUUUCUCUUACUUUGAAGCCUACAAAUAUUGAUUAAACACAUUUUGGCUCUCUUUGAAGAGAAACUUUGUGUUAAAGUUCAUUCAGUUUUACAGAUUUCUCAAAGCAGAACUGAAGAACACUUACUAAGAAAUGCAGAAAACACUGCAGAGCUGCACAAGUUUUACUAAAAGGUGAUGCACAAUCAAGGGUGUCAUAGUUAUUACAGUAUGAGCAUUUGCCUUUAACACCUCGCUAAUGUCUUGUGCUUCAUAUCAAUGAUAAUAUUAAAGAAGUUGUUCUCCCUCAGUAUAGGUAUAUUUUACUAGUUGGAUGGAGACCCAAGCUUAACAGCCAUGCUGUCUCAUUAUCUGGAUGUAAAUGACACUAGUAAACUAUCAGCUAACCCAGCAUUUCACAACUUUUUUUUCUGUCCAGGUUCCCUUUAGAAUUUAGAAAAAUCUUGAGUUACCUUGUACAAAAAGUUCUCAAAAAAUGAACCCUUUACAUCCUUAUGACAGCCAAGAUUUUUAUGUAAUAUUUUAAUUAAUAAGAUAAAUCUCUAAAGAACCCUAUUAAAACAGUUUAAAUGCCUUUGAAGGCAUUUGUGGUGGUCGUGUAGACCUAUAAAACAUGUUUUGAUGUGUUUUUCACUUUGUGAACACCGACUAAACUGAAGAAAAAACUGCAUGGCCCCCUACAUUGAUUAGUAUUUUGAAGGCACCCCUGGCAAUCUCAGAAAAACACCCCAGGGUGCAGUGGCAAUCAUGUCGAAAAUGGCACAGCUAACUCUAUAUGGAUUUAUAUGAAUUUAGUGGUUCAGACAGCUUUCAACAGCUUUCUGUAUUUAUUUUGGAUUCAGAAGGGACUUACUACAAACAUAAGUGUUGUUUAGGGCCAGCAGAUUGACACAGAAACUUUGAUAUCUGUUACUUAUCAGCACUUCAUUUCAUUCUUAAAAUAUAAAAUACAGCAGAAUCAGAGCCACUUCAAUAGGUAUACCUGUUCAGUUGCUCAAUGAGCAGCGCAAUUAACAGCAUUCAGAAACAUUAAAUGUACAAGUGUAAAGAUACAAGAAAAAAUAUGCAUACCAUUACACAGUGCACACAUUUUGUACUCCAGUAUAAAAGAAUCAUUUUUAAAAAUACCAUUAAUGCAGUAGAGCUCUGCAAGAAAGGCAAGGUAUUAUUCCAUAUGUAGCUGUUCUCCUCUAUCUUUAAUAACAGACAUAAUCAGGGUUAAAAUUAAAAUUAACAUUAUCCAUAACAAAAUAAUCAAAUAGUCCUUUACAUUCCUCAGAGCUAUGAAUGAGCUAGGAAUUUCAUUUACUGAUGUUGGUAGGUUUAUUUGUGUAAGGAUGUUUUUCACACAGCACAGGCAAAGAAAGGUUAUGAAUCAGAGCAAGGUUUUCAAGGUGUAGUAAAGUGAGCCUCCCCUUGGAGAUUAAUUUAUUCCAUGGACCCUCACCCUCAUAGAAAAUGAGAUUUAAAAAAAUGAAAUGACUAUGUUUUUAAUAUUUUAUGUCUCAUCUUAUAACAUUGUUAUUUUACACAUUUUGAAAUUUUAGUUUGCAUGUGUCAUUAAACAUCCAUCUUACCCACAUUCAGUUAUCUAGCAUCAGUAUUGAACUGAAAAUACUACCUGAUUAUUAUGCUCUAUGCUUUUAUUUAGAGGGAGUUUUGAGUUUGCAUCCAUUCAGUUGAUGCAGGAUUGCAAAACAGCAGAUGGUCCUCCACCUUCGGCCUUUUUUGAUCAUCAUUGUUGUCUAAACCUGCACUUGCAGACGCUAUCUUAGCAUUUAUGGCAUUAAAUAUCUGAGUUGCCAACAGUGACUGAAAUUCCUUUUACUUCCUGGUUUUGGUCUCUAGUGUUUUUCUCUCAGUAUGGCUCCAGGGUUUACACUGCCUCGUGUACAUCUUUACAUAUUAAACACUGUGGCUGUUUAGCAUCAUGAGGACCAAUGCAGAAAAUUGUAACUUUAAUAGUCUACUCUAUAGUGUAGUCUCUGCAGUAACUAUGAAUCUGUCCAUUUUGGCUUCAUACAGCAGAAGUUAGCAAAGCAAAUCACCUUUUUUUCUGGUUUAUGGUUCUGUGCCUCCCCUGAAUUCUGGUGCCGCCUGCCUCACUCUAUGAAAACCGCUGUAUCAGACCAUAAAGGUCUUUGUGAAAGUGUUAAGGUUGGAGAAUAAUUGCACCAACAAUUGUGAAGCUUUUUUUAUUAUUAUUAUUUCUAAAGACAAAAGCAGUGACCCUUUUUUUUUUCUUCUUUAUCUUUGCGAUUGAAGUGGACUUAGUAAAUGGACUUGAGCUUGAAAGAUUUUCAGGUCGUCUGACUACUCUAAGCACUUUUUACACCACAGGUCACACCAGCUCACUCCACAUUCACACACUGAUGUAAAAGGCUGCUAUUUAUAGUCCAUCUAUAUUAAUCACUGAUCACACACAUUCAUACACUACUGAUGCAGCAGUGGGAGUAGAUUGUGGUUGUGUCUUGCUUAAGGAUGCAUCAACAUGUGACUGCAGUCACUAGGGAUCAAACCGCUGACCUUCCCGUUGAAAGACGGCCGACUCCACUGAUCCACAGUCAUCCCAGCUAAAUAAGGACAUGCUGCAGGUUCCUGGAAAGUCAAAUCCAGAGAAGACUGCACAGAUAUCACAUGAAAUGAUUGUUGUGCAGCUGAAACCUCAUUAAAGGCAAAUGCAAUGUAAAAUACAUUCUGUGUGCGUUCAAUAA